Messenger RNA from Xiphias gladius (swordfish), 3112 nucleotides. It is a transcript of the gene cnpy3, whose product is annotated as canopy FGF signaling regulator 3. Gene Ontology annotation, cellular component: endomembrane system. Bases 161 to 1024 code for a protein of 287 amino acids. The record is from RefSeq and is a predicted model, not a curated record. The transcript has 6 exons. Gene Ontology annotation, molecular function: signaling receptor binding. Lineage: Eukaryota; Metazoa; Chordata; Actinopteri; Istiophoriformes; Xiphiidae.
CAAGGCGGAAGUCAGCGCUUUCGGAUACGGUUCGGCCGUGGAUGAACCGAAGGAGGAUGUGAAAACGGCAAAAAUAUAUAUAUAUAACGGUCCUCCGCAGGCUUCUAAAAGUGCAAAACGACAGUUAAAGUCAAAUACAGAGUCAGACGGAGCCGACGAUAUGAUUUUAGCGGUGUACUUGUCGUUUUUCAUGAUAAUUUCUUCGGCCGGAGCAGCUAAGAAUGACGGGGACGAUGAGUGGGUUCAUCUUCCCAACAGAUGUGAAGUCUGUAAGUUUGUCAGUAUUGAGAUGAAGUCGGCGUUUGAUGAGACGGGGAAGACCAAAGAAGUGAUCGACAGGAACUACCGCUUCAUCGACAGCAAGGGGGCGCCGCCAAUCAAAUACGUCAAGUCAGACCUCAGAUUCAUCGAGGUUGUAGAAAAUGUGUGUCAGAGGCUGUUGGAGUACAAUCUGCACAAGGAAAGAUCCGGUAGCAACCGCUUUGCCAAGGGUAUGUCGGAGACCUUCUCCACCCUCCAUGGCCUGGUGAAUAAAGGAGUGAACGUGGUGAUGGACAUUCCCUACGAGCUGUGGAACGAGACCUCAGCGGAGGUGGCCGACCUCAAGAAGCAGUGUGACGUGUUGGUGGAGCAGUACGAGGACGUGAUUGAGGACUGGUACAAAGGAAGCCAAGAGGAAGACCUGACCACGUACCUGUGUGAGAAGCACGUUCUCAAAGGAAAGGACAAAGCCUGUCUGGAUGAGAAGUGGACCCCAAAGAAGAAGGGAGACCAGGCAGCCAUUGCGGAGGACAAGAAGAAGAAGAAGAAAAAGAAGAAGGGAGGGAAGAAGGGAAAGGGCAAGGGUGAGGAAGGAGGAGAGGGAGGAGAUGGCAGCUCCGAGGGGGAGAAGGCGGCUACGAAGAAGAAGGUGAAGAAGAAGAAAAAGAGCAAAGCUCCAGUGGAGAAGAUGGAUGGAGGGGUGUCGUCUGAUGAGGAGAUCCAGCCACAGGUGCCUCUGUCUGGGCAGAAGACAGAGUUGUGAGCCCUGGUCUCGGUCUGGACUUGGAUCCGCUGGUCUAAACGAAACUGAACUCUUAGUAAAAGCAGUCUGCAGCUUCUGGACAGGUCUUCAACGGUUGUCAGAACUGAGAUGAGAUGUUGUACAUGCUCUUUUAAAGUCUUUAUUUCAGUUUUGGCCGGUACGUGAGAAAUCAGCUGUGGCCUCAAGAAUUUUAACCAAUCAACCAAACUAUGAAAUCUUUGUUGUUUAUAGGUCAUUUUUACCUCCAGUGCAGUUGCGUAAAGGCCACUGGCUUUUAAAAUUCAGAUAUGAAACUUGCAGACACACUUAAUAACUCUAUCUUCGCUGAAAGGAUCAUUCUGGUUGAUUACAACUUGUUUUUUUAUUUUUUUAGCUUUGGCCAUUGUUUCUGUCAAUUAUGUUAACUUUGUUCUCUCCAAGUUACCUGCUGAGAUAUGGGAACAGGGUGACACUGCUAAAAUGGAAACGGAAAUGGAGUUUUUACUAAAAUCAUUCUGCCGGUCAACUUAAAAAUACACAUAGACUGUAGGAUUAAUCAAUUAAUCAGUCAGUCGAUCAGGAGAACCCUUUCUAUGGGAUGGAGUCUCUGCCCUCAGUGAGGGAGUUUACGUAUCUCGGGGUCUUGUUCACGACUGAGGGUAGGAUGGAACGGGAGACUGACAGGCGGAUGGGUGCGGCGUGGUACUGGGCCGCUGCGGUGAAGUGGGCAAAGCUUUUUGAUUUACCGGUCGAAUUACGUUCCAACUGUCACCCAUGAUCAUGAGCUUUGGGUGGUGACCGAAGGAAUACCUGCGAUACAAGCGGCCGAAAUGAGUUUCCUCUGCGGGGCGGGGCUGGGCCCAGCCUGAGAGACAGGGUAAGGAGCUCUGACGUCCGCAGGGAGCUCGGAGUGGAGCCGCUGCUCCUUCGCGGCAAAGGGAGCCAGUUGCGGCGGUUCGGGCGUCUGAUUUGGAGGCCUACCGGGCGCCUUCCGUUGGAGGUCUUCCGGGCACGUCCAGCUGGUAGGAGACCCCGGGGUAGACCCAGCACGUACUGGAGAGAUUACAUAUCUCUUCUGGCCUGGAUGGAUGGAUGGACAGAAAACAAAUCAACAAUUUGCAUAGUUUUAAUUCAUUUAUCAAGCAAAAACGCCGCAGAUUAUUUGAUUACAGCCUCUCAGAUAUAAAGAUUUACUGCGUUCCUCUGUUUUUCUAUCCAAAAAAGUAAGUGAAGACGUCAUCUUGGGUUCCGUUUGUCCACUCAGAUAUUAAUAAUCAGAAAAUCAUUAGUCUUCAAAAGCACCAGCUUCUUUCUUGCUUUCUUUCUUUUUCUCUCAGUUGAAUGUAGUUGGUGGUUUGUAGUGGGCCUUUCCUGCUGUAUGUCUGUUAAUGAAUAAUGUGAAUUUUUUGUGUGUUUAUUGCAUCUCUGCUGUUUUAAAAACCUCAUAUUUACUGUACCAUUCAUUCCAACUGAAAACCGGGACAUUUUUAAUCAUCUGUUUGGUUUUUUUUUUUACGACCUUUGGAAAUGCCUCGGACUGUGUUGCCUGAGAAGUUUACCGUUUCAAUCCAUGGAUAAUCUGCACUCUUGUACCAUAAGGAUAAAGUGAUAUUUUAUUGAACCUUAUAUAGAUUUGCUUUUUCCUUGUAACAGUUUAAAUAUUUCUCAGUGUUUUAUAUCAGUAGAUGAGACUGACUCUCCAGAAUUCAUACCUUUUUAAUCAUCUCAUGUGAAAUUCCCCUUUAAUGAGUAAAUAGAGCAUGAGGUUGUUUUUAUUUUAUUUUUUUUAAAUGUCACUGAUUUGUGUUGCUGUAAUUUUUUAAUGUUAUAAUUUUCCAUUUUUUGUUUUGUUGUGUGCAGUUAUUUAAGGCGUGUGUGGGUUUGUGUGUGUUUGUUGGGCUCCCGGGCUGAAAAUGAAGGUUUCUAUGUGUAUGUGUGUUUUUUUUGUUUUGUUUUGGUUUUUUUUUGUCCUUUCCUUUUUUCGUGUGUGUGUUUCCGUGUGUUUCUACAGAUUUUUAUUCUGAAGUAAAAUGCUGGCUGUGUUGUAUUGGAGUUGCUUUUUGAAACCACAGGCAGACACAUCAGUGGAUCAAUAAACACAGGUUUGAA